Molecule: messenger RNA, 1269 nt
Organism: Olea europaea var. sylvestris
Lineage: Eukaryota; Viridiplantae; Streptophyta; Magnoliopsida; Lamiales; Oleaceae
Exons: 7
Coding region: 1-1269 (422 amino acids)
Source: RefSeq, a predicted model, not a curated record
AUGACGGAGAGAGGGUCGUUGGAAGAUCAGAUUACCAUGUUUAAAGAAAUAGUUGCAGCUUUGAAAACAUUGGAGGUUAAGUACGAUGAACAGGAUCUUGCCUUGUUUUUGUUGUGUUCGCUGCCUGGUUCUUAUGCGUCGUUUCGGGACACCAUCUUGUAUAGUCGAGAUAUUUUGACUAUAGACGAUGUCUAUGAUGCUUUGCACUCAAAGGAGAAGAUGAAGCAUUUGAUUGGAGCUACAUCAAGGGAUGGGAAAGCUCUUGAUUGUGAUAUGUUGCUGGCUAGAGAUGAUUUAAUUGCAAAUCAUGGAGCGCAACCUUUGACUUCAGAUGAAAUCAAUGUAGUUGAGAAUUUUUUAGAUGGUGAAGAUGUGAUGCUGACCGUGAUAUAUGAUGUGGAAUCUAGGCCUGGCGAGGAGUGGAUUCUUGAUUCAGCAUGUUCGUACCAUAUGUGUUCCGAUAGGAAUUUAUUUCAGACAUAUGAGGCUAUUCAGCAAGGUGGAAUUGUUCGACAUGUUCUAGAUUUGAAGAUGAAUCUCAUCUCGCUGAGUGCCCUGAGUGUAAAAGGGUAUAAAUUCUCUGGAAGAUGUGGAGUCUUAAAGUUUGGUACAGUUCCUCUUGUGUUGGGCUUUGAGUCGGUUCAGAACACUGCUAGGGAGAGCAUUGGUGAUUCCGUUUUGCCACCAAUUUCAACGAGUACACUGUAUGUUGAAGGAAACAGUUCCAACAAGAGGCCUUCUAAUCAAGCAUCUGGUUUAGUUCUUGCUAUAGGGUGUACUUCGACCCUAUGCAUUAAGGGACUCAAGUUUCUUAAUGAAAACGGUGCAUUUGUUAACAACUGUGUGUUUGAUUUGUCAUUUUUUGAUCACUAUGUGCUUUGUAAGCACCAUAGAACUUCUUUUUCCACAAAUGUUCAUAAAGCUAAAGGCAUACUUGAAUAUGCACAUUCAGAUAUAUUGGGUCCUGCUAGUAAUCCCACCUCAUGUGGAAAUAUGUGUUUCUUGUCUAUUAUUAAUGAUUACACGAGAAAAGAACCUGAGGUAGAGAAUAGAGAUGAAGCAGUGAUAGAGGAACAUCCUAAGGAAGAAAAUCCCUUAGCAGAAUACAAUUUAGUUAGGGAUAGAGAGAGAAGACAAAUGAGGGAGCCUAGGAGAUUCAAAUAUGAAUAUGAGCUAGCUUUUGCUCACGCUAGUUAUGAAGAGCUAGUUGAUAGAAAGUCAAAAACUUUUGAGGAAGCGAUGAAGAGCGAACAAUUUGAAGAGUGGUAA